AUGGUCAAAUCUUCAUUGAUUAAGCAAUCAGUACUUGAGUCAUUUUUGGAGAGAAAAACAGUUUCUUCUGUGAAAGAUGCACAAAUAAAAGAUGAACAUUAUCCUUUGAUUAAGAAAAAAAGAACAUAUGACGAAUUAACAGUUAAUAAAGAGAAUAUUUCUAGAGAUGAAAGCAUUAAAUUGUCUAAAGAAGAUAUUAUGUUAAAGAUCAAGCUGAAAAAUGAUAAAAACAAUAUACAAAAUACAAAUCAGCCUAUCCCAUAUGCGUUGCUUUGUGAGACUUUUGAGAAGAUUGAAAAUACAACUAAAAGGCUGGAUAUUCUUUCUUAUACAACCGAUUUUUUGUUUUUAGUAUUAACAAAAUCUCCUGAAAGUUUAUUACAAUCAAUAUAUUUAAUGACAAACAAAGUAUCAUCAGAUUACGAGGGUUUAGAGCUAGGUAUUGGUGAAUCUCUAUUGAUUAAAGCGAUUGGAGAGUCAACGGGUCGAAGUAUAACAAAAAUAAAACAAGACUAUAAAGAGCAUGGUGAUCUUGGACUUGUAGCAAUGAAUUCACGAAACAAUCAACCUACAAUGUUCAAGGGUUCUAUGCUUACGGUACCUAGUGUGUUUAAAUCUUUAAAGGAAAUAGCAACAACAUCAGGAAAAGAUUCACAAGUGAAGAAACUUGGAAUUAUAAAAAAGCUUUUAUCAGUAGCUAAUGGAAGCGAAACAAAAUUUAUUAUAAGGUCAUUAGAGGGAAAAUUAAGAAUAAGAUUGGCAGAGAAGACAGUUAUAAUGUCUUUAGCGCAUACAAUGGUGAAAAUACAAGCAGAGAAAGAAGGCACUAUUGUAACUCCAUCUUAUCUUACAAAUGGAGAAAAUAUUAUUAGAGAAGUUUUUAGUCAAGUUCCUUCAUACGAUAUAGUUAUUUCAGCUCUUCUUAAAAAUGGCAUUCAGAAUCUUCCUGAAAACUGUAAAUUAACACCAGGAAUUCCGCUAAAACCUAUGUUAGCAAAGCCCACAAAAACAAUAUCUGAAAUUUUUGAUAGGUUUGAAAAUCAAAAUUUCACAUGUGAAUAUAAAUAUGAUGGUGAACGAACACAAAUUCAUCUUAUACCUAACGGUGAAGUUAAAGUAUUUUCUAGGAAUUUAGAAAAUAUUUCAAAUAAAUAUCCUGAUAUUGUAGGAGUUAUACCAAAGAUUAUUAAAGAUGGAAUAACAAGCUUUGUAUUGGAUUGUGAAUCUGUUGCAUGGGAUGGAAUCAAUAAAGUUAUUCAACCUUUUCAAAUCUUGAGUACAAGAAAGAGAAAAGAUGUUGACAUUGAAUCAAUUAGAGUUAAAGUUUGUAUAUUCGCAUUUGACCUACUCUAUUUAAACGGAGAAUCCCUUAUACAUAAGUCGUUUCGUGAAAGAAGAGAUUUAUUAAUUCAAUCGUUUAAACCUUUAGAAGGAGAAUUUUCUUUUGUUCAGUUUAAUGAUUUAAAGUCUUUAGAGGAUAUUCAGGUAUUUUUAGAAAAAAGUAUUCAAGAUAGUUGUGAAGGUUUAAUGAUCAAAAUGCUUGAUGGAGAAGAAUCUGGAUAUGAGCCUUCUAAAAGAAGUAGAAAUUGGUUAAAGUUAAAAAAAGACUAUAUGUCAAAUAUUGGUGAUUCUUUAGAUCUAGUUGUUUUAGGAGGAUUUUAUGGUCGAGGAAAGCGUACAAAUACGUAUGGAGCAUAUUUGCUUGGUUGCUAUGAACCUGAUAAAGGUGUUUAUGAGAGUAUUUGUAAACUUGGAACAGGAUUUUCUGAUGAAGUUUUGGAAUCGUAUACAACUUUUUUCAAUAAUCAUAUUUUGAAACAUAAAAAAUCUUACUAUCAUCAUAGUGCAAAAGGAGAACAACCAGAUGUAUGGUUUGAGCCUGUUGCAGUAUGGGAAGUUUUGGCUGCAGAUUUAAGUAUUAGUCCGAAAUAUUUAGCUGCUGUUGGAAUGGUGGAUUCUGAUAAGGGUAUAUCAUUAAGGUUUCCUAGGCAUAUUAGGGUUAGGGAUGAUAAAACCCCUGAAGAAGCUACAACUUCUGAGCAAGUUGCAGAAAUGUAUGAAGCUCAGUUAUUUAGACAAAAAAAUAUAUCUAAACUCGAGGAAAAUGAUGAUGAUUUUGAUUACUGA
Pneumocystis jirovecii RU7 is the source of this 2127-nucleotide messenger RNA. RefSeq lists its product as uncharacterized. The record is from RefSeq and is a predicted model, not a curated record. Gene Ontology annotation, biological process: DNA repair; Okazaki fragment processing involved in mitotic DNA replication; DNA recombination. The transcript has 13 exons. Gene Ontology annotation, molecular function: ATP binding; DNA binding; DNA ligase (ATP) activity. Gene Ontology annotation, cellular component: mitochondrion; nucleus. Bases 1 to 2127 code for a protein of 708 amino acids. Lineage: Eukaryota; Fungi; Ascomycota; Pneumocystomycetes; Pneumocystales; Pneumocystaceae.